This is a messenger RNA of Sipha flava (yellow sugarcane aphid), 2539 nucleotides long. RefSeq lists its product as uncharacterized. Gene Ontology annotation, molecular function: DNA-binding transcription factor activity, RNA polymerase II-specific; zinc ion binding; RNA polymerase II cis-regulatory region sequence-specific DNA binding. Bases 288 to 2105 code for a protein of 605 amino acids. Gene Ontology annotation, biological process: positive regulation of transcription by RNA polymerase II; negative regulation of transcription by RNA polymerase II. The record is from RefSeq and is a predicted model, not a curated record. Gene Ontology annotation, cellular component: nucleus. NCBI's taxonomy places the organism in Eukaryota, Metazoa, Arthropoda, Insecta, Hemiptera, Aphididae. The transcript is spliced from 9 exons.
GGACCGCCAUUUGCGUUUACAGAGAUUAAUAAUCGUCCGUGUGUGAUAGCGUCAUUUCGUGUGUACACCAUUCCGUACGUAUUGUCCCCGACGUCGGCCGCCCGCCCGCGCACCGAGUGCCCGUUUUUAUAAUCGUGCCGCGACAGUGAAUCACCCCUCUGUGAUACAGUGACAAAACCACGCCAAGCCGACAUCGUUACUAUUAUGUAGUGGACGCGAUCGGUUGAUACCACUAGUUAGUUUACGCGCGCGCUCGAUAGAACAGCGAAACAGACCCGUACUCAACCAUGGACAGCAACGGCGAGACGAAGCAGCAACAGCAGCCUCCGCCACCGCCGCCGCCGACGAGCGCAACGGAUCUAUAUCAAAUAUGCCGUCUUUGUCUGAGUACAUUGAACACGGACGAGGGUGAAUCGGUAUUCAACAACCAGGUGCCUUCGUUGCCGGAGAAAAUUUACCGCGUUUUCGGGAUACAAAUCACUGAUGCUAAAGAUUUGCCAAAUAAACUUUGCUCAAAAUGUGUGCAAAAUACUGAACAGUGUUAUAGCCAUAGAGAGACAUAUAAACGCCAAGAACGAGUUUUGUUUGAUAUGAUUAAAAAACCAGCAGUUGAGGAAGCUAAGAACUCACCAAAUUCUGAGUACGUGUAUAGUCCUGCAGAUUCAAAUCACUCAUCAUCGUCAGGUGUAUCAUCUGAUCCUCGUUACAUAAAGGCAAAUAGUUCUACCAAUAACAUGAACAAUAAUUCAACUUCUCCACCGUAUGAGACUAAUGCAUCUCUUGCUUCUCAUGUUGAAGUUAUUCAAGGGUGUGAUGAAAUGGCAGCUGAAGUGACAAUUGCUCACGAUUCAGAAGAAACUGUUUCUGGAGAUGAUACUAUUUGUACUGACAAUAAUGCUGAGUAUGGAACAUACAAUGAUGAUGAAAAUAUAAUUGUGGUCAAAACUGAACCUGAUGAUGAAUAUGAUGAAGAAUAUUUCAAUGGUUUGUAUAGCGCUAAAAAUGAUGAAGGAAACGAAAAUUAUGACCAACAAGAUGGACCUAAAGUAAUUGCUAGUGUUCAGUUCCCAAUUGUGAAUGGUACAAUUGUUAAUGGUACCCAUAAAAUUGGCCAAAAGCAAUUUUCUUUAGUAAACUGUAUUCCAACAUCUUGGGCUUCUAGUACUAGUAAAGAUCGUCGUAAACAAAGUUGUCCAACUAGGGCAUUAGAGCUAAGUGGUUUCCGAACACAAGUUGCUGGUGAUGAUACUAAUUCAUCAGAUGAAGGAAAUGUUUCUAAUUGGACAACCAAAAAAAUUCGAUCCAAUUCCCCUGCUGUUAUUGUAAAACCUGCAUACGCAUGGCCAAAUUUACAAGGCACUGGCCAAACCCUAAUAUUUCAAACAAAAAAUCCUGAUGGUACAACAUCUGAAAUACGUCCACAAGUUAUGCAAGUCGGUGAAUGGGCCAAUAAUCAAGGUCAAUCAAAUGCCCCGACUGAUCCAUCUGAUCGUAUGGGUAUGCUAUUAUUUGCUGCUACUCAUAUUCAAGAACUGUCUACUGAAAGUGAUGAUGGUCAAUCUCCCGGCACUCCUAAGGGUGCAACUGUAGUACGUGGGAAAUUAGUAUCUUCUGACCAAAAGCGUAAAUUAUAUCAGACACAAGCUACAAUUAGACGGUAUUCAGAUGGUCAUCAAGUACAACAACAGCAAGUUAAAGACAUUAAUGCUUCACCAAACAUACCUAGAAAACGCACUGCAAGAGAAUCAUCAGUUCAAAGAAUGUGUAGUAACUGUGGUACUACCUGUUCAACAAUAUGGCGACGCUUAAAUGAAGACCCAGUAUGUAACGCCUGUGGAUUAUACUAUAAGCUACAUGGAAAAAUUAGACCACCAACAAUGAGACGUGAUACAAUACAUACAAGACAACGUAGAAAACGAUCAGACAACGGUAUGGACAUAAGCAUGAAUAAGAAAAAAAUCAAAAUAAAAAAAGCAGAAGAUUGUAAAAUAGAAGAACAAGAGUAUGAAGUAGAACAACCUCCAUCGCCUAAUUCAGCGGCUGUACAAACUAUAAUUGAAGAACCUGUUCAAGAUGAAACACCAUUAAAUCUUGUCAACAAAUAAAGAGCAUGUGUAAUAUGCAAGGUUCGUCAUAUUCCUCCUCUUAAUUUUUUUUUUCUCCUAAUAUUGUAUAUGUGUAGUUAAAAAAAUUACUGAAUUAAGUAUUGAACCUAUAUCUUGUUCUUUAAAUAGUAAUCAUAGAAUGUUUUGCAUGCAUGCAUUAUAUCAACAUAUCUGAAUUUCAUAUGAAAUCAAAUUGAUUUUUUGACCUAUGUUAUUAAAAAUAAAAUCAAAACUGUAUUCAUAAUUUUUUCUGUGGACAAUUGUACAAAUAUUUUUAUAAGUUAAUAUUCAAUAUCCCUCCCAUUCCAUUUUAUAGUAAGAUGCAAGACCAACAAAUAACACUGUUGUGUUAUAUAACCUAUGUAUGUCAUUACUGUUGCAUAUUUGUUUGGUCAGUUGAUUAAAUCUAUAAAUAUAUAUAUGUAUCAUUUUAA